GCUCACAAAUGGGCAACGAAAAAUAAGUUAAAGCAAUUGAAAGCCUUUCAAAAGUGCCACAAAAAGAAAAGAACUUCGCGACCUAUGUUGCAAUACGCGUUGCAUUAGCGGUGCAGCAGAGAAUUGAUUGAUUGCGGCGCAUGCCGAAGAAGAGGGAGGAUAUUCAAAAGAAAACGCAAAACGAGUAAAAAUUGAGACUUUUGCGUUGCGGUGCAGAAAAGGCAGCGACAACAAUAACAACGAGCAGCAGCCGCAGCAGAAGCAGAAACAACAACAAAAAAGCAUUAGCAUCGCCAGCAAGAAGUGCACGUUAACGGGAGUUGGUUUCGUUAUUUCAGUUGUUGUUGUUGUUAAGGAGAAUUUUUAAAACAAAAAGAGGAAAGAAGAGCAGUCAUCGGAAUGGCCGAACCCGAAAGACAGAGCCUUAUUAACAAUGAGCAAUCGACGAUGUACACGUUUCCCCCAGCUGUGGUGGAGGGCUCCGAGAAUCCGGGCAGCAGCUCAGCCGCUGCUGCACCCAACAACGAGGAUGGCAAUGCAGCCCUAUCGAUGGUGCCAUUUAUUGGACCCGACGAAUUGCCGCCACCCUAUCAGCAGAGCGGUGGAGCUGGAGGCGUUCCGAUGGUCACCUGUCGGGUAUGUCAGAAUAUGAUUGACAUAACUACGAAGCGGGAGCAACAUGUGGUCAAAUGCACUCACUGCAAUGAGGCUACGCCCAUAAGAAACGCUCCGCCUGGCAAGAAGUAUGUGAGAUGCCCUUGCAAUUGUUUGUUAAUUUGCAAGAGCUCGUCACAACGCAUCGCUUGUCCACGUCCCAAUUGCAAGCGCAUUAUUAAUCUGGCUCCUAGUCCAGUUACCCCGCCCGUGCCCACCAUGCCGGGCAUGUGUCGUGUAACUUGUGGACAUUGCUCGGACACGUUUUUGUUUAACACAUUUCACAAUGCAUUGGCACGUUGUCCACACUGCAGGAAAGUCUCAUCGGUGGGCUCACGGUUCGCCAACAGCCGUGGUGUUAUGUUUGCCAUUGUGGCUCUGCUCUUCCUGGUGACCGCCAUUGGUGUCACAGUUGGAACAUACACGUAUGCACAGAGAAAUGGCGGCAUGUAUAUCCUUUAUAUUGCUUUAUUUGUGGUGGCGGCUAGCAUGUUGGCGCGUUCCGUUUACUAUUUCCGCCUUAAAGUAAGCGCCAUUGAUGGCCCUAUAUAAGAGGAACAAGUCGCUGGUCGGUGCGACAUCAUCUGAAUACGGAAGUGCAUUGUUUUUUUUUAUUUUUAAAAUAUAUAUAUACAUACAUAUAUAUAUAUAUUUAUAUAUUAUGCAUAUAUAUCAUUCCUUUUGAUAUUAAACAUAAAUGGUAAAGUAAAGAGAAAACAGCAAAACAGAAACAAAACAAAAACACAAAACAGGAAAAACAUAGAAAACAACAGCAACAAAUUGCAAAGAAAACAAGCAACAAAAAACAAAAAAAAUGAACACUUCUAAACACCGCAAAAUGGAAUGGAAAAAUAAGUUUAUAUCCCGUUACCAAUUAAACAACAACUCCCCUCACAUCUCUUCCCCUAUUCAAAAGUGAUUUCUAAAAGCAUAUUUAAGACUAAAUUAUAAACCAAACAAAAAGUAAAAAUAUUAUAUACUUAAAGAGAAACAUGCAGCUAGAUCCGAAUUCAAGCGACAACACAAAACAAAAAUUGAAGAAAAAAAAAUACCUGAAACUUAGUUUUGCACAACCAACGCCUACACACACUCUCACACACACACACACACAAACAAACACUCACUAGGACACAACCACUUUAUAUAAGAUGAAUUUUUUAAACUUUGCGCUGUUUUUGUUUUCUCUAUCUCUUUUUUAACUCUUAUAUUAUCAUUAUCACAUUUAUUUUGUAAAAAUUGUGUUCUGUAUUGUGUCUUUUUUUUUCUUCUCCCACUAAUUUGUAUUUGUCCAUAAAUCAUAAAUACUUUUUCUAUAUAUAUAUUUAUUCUUUGGAACUCAAAUCAAAAUCAAAGUUAUAGCAUAUAAAAAAAUAAUACCAACACUAUUAUAUACACUACCUAUACUCGUAUUGGGCUUUCCAUUUCGAUUAGUUGCCUCUUCUGCUAAGAAUUUAUCCAAUGCACUUUUUUUCUCUCAAUUAACGCCAUUGCAACAUAUAUAAACAAAGCAUGCAACAUACAUACAUACGAGUACAUAGAAAAACAAGAAACAAACAGACAAACAAACAAACAACAAAUGCUGGCGUUAGACGUACGUAAAAUUCGAAAGGGUAUGCUAAUACAUAGUGCUAAUACUAAAAAGUACAUAAAAACAAAUUAAAAUUUUAUGCAUAAUUUAAUAUAAUUAACUAAAUGUCUGGAUGAACAAAGAACAUGCAACUGGCUAAAUGGCUAAUGGCAGCAUUAACAACAAUAUUUAGGCAGCAAAUCUGCAGAAUCGUAUAAAUUGAGCGAUCUUUAUAUAUAUCUAUAUAUAUAUAUAUGAAUGGAAGGAACGGUUUACUUUUGAAAUAUAUAUAUAUAUAUAUGUAUACAACCAUUUAUAUUUAGUACAUUAUAUUAGCAUACAUACACUGUAAAUAAAAUAAAAAGGAAAUAAAAAAGACAAAAAAAAAA
Drosophila willistoni is the source of this 2610-nucleotide messenger RNA. Its product is annotated as type 1 phosphatidylinositol 4,5-bisphosphate 4-phosphatase. The coding region runs from base 400 to 1206 and encodes 268 amino acids. Gene Ontology annotation, cellular component: late endosome membrane; plasma membrane; phagocytic vesicle membrane. Gene Ontology annotation, biological process: phosphatidylinositol dephosphorylation. Gene Ontology annotation, molecular function: phosphatidylinositol-4,5-bisphosphate 4-phosphatase activity. NCBI's taxonomy places the organism in Eukaryota, Metazoa, Arthropoda, Insecta, Diptera, Drosophilidae. The record is from RefSeq and is a predicted model, not a curated record. The transcript has 6 exons.